Messenger RNA from Anoplophora glabripennis (Asian longhorned beetle), 1486 nucleotides. RefSeq names its product acaloleptin A. The record is from RefSeq and is a predicted model, not a curated record. The transcript has 2 exons. NCBI's taxonomy places the organism in Eukaryota, Metazoa, Arthropoda, Insecta, Coleoptera, Cerambycidae. Gene Ontology annotation, cellular component: extracellular region. Gene Ontology annotation, biological process: defense response to bacterium. Bases 108 to 1388 code for a protein of 426 amino acids.
AAAGUACUGUGUUUAAUAGUAUAAAAGACAUUACUUGUAAGGGAAUAAUCAGUCUCAAUUUGACGCUUAGAAGUGUAACUCACUAAUACAUUACUAGUGUUAGAAAGAUGAUUACUAAGAUAUCAUUAAUAUUAUUUGCCGCUCUUUUGGUGUCUGGACUAGAAGGAGAGGAGAGAUGGAGAAGAUCCCUCCAACCUGGUGCACCCAAUGUUAACAAUAAGGAUCAACCCUGGCAACUCGACCCUCAUAUCUCUCGUGACAAGCAAGGAAAUACAAAAACUGACGUCAACAUCCAACAUCACGGUGACAAUCACGAUUUUGAGGGAGGUUGGUCUAAAGUUGUUAGAGGCCCCAAUAAAGCGAAACCUACCUGGCACGUAGGAGGUACGUACAGAUGGAGAAGAUCCUUACAACCUGGCGCACCCAAUGUCAACAAUAAGGAUCAACCUUGGCAACUCGAUCCUCAUAUCUCCCGUGACAAGCAAGGAAAUACCAGAACUGACAUCAACAUCCAACGUCACGGUGACAAUCAUGACUUUGAGGGAGGUUGGUCUAAAGUUGUUAGAGGUCCCAAUAAAGCGAAACCUACCUGGCACGUAGGAGGUACGUACAGGUGGAGAAGAUCCCUUCAACCUGGUGCACCCAAUGUCAACAAUAAUAAUCAACCUUGGCAACUCGACCCUCACAUCUCUCGUGAUAAGCAAGGAAAUACAAAAACUGACGUCAACAUCCAACAUCACGGAGAUAAUCACGAUUUUGAGGGAGGUUGGUCUAAAGUUGUUAGAGGCCCCAAUAAAGCGAAACCCACAUGGCACGUAGGAGGUACGUACAGGUGGAGAAGAUCCCUUCAACCUGGUGCACCCAAUGUCAACAAUAAGGAUCAACCUUGGCAACUCGAUCCUCAUAUCUCCCGUGACAAGCAAGGAAAUACCAGAACUGACAUCAACAUCCAACGUCACGGUGACAAUCAUGACUUUGAGGGAGGUUGGUCUAAAGUUGUUAGAGGUCCCAAUAAAGCGAAACCUACCUGGCACGUAGGAGGUACAUACAGAUGGAGAAGAUCGGUUGAAGAUGAUACUCCAAAUGCAAAUAGAGACGACGUUGAUGAGACCUUUUGGGAAUUGGAUCCUUAUACUGAAUAUGACGACAGUAAAACCGCCUUAAGAAUCAGAAGAUCUGCCGAGGAAGACGAAUCUAGUGAAGAAGAAGAUAAACCAUGGCAGUUGGAGCCUAAUUUGGGACGUGGCGAUGAUGGUAAUACUCGAGCUGAUAUAAAUCUUAAACGUCACGGAGAGGACCAUGAUUUUGAAGCAAAUUGGUCGAAAGUUGUUGAAGGACCUAAUAGAGCUAAGCCUACUUGGCAUGUAGGAGGAACUUUCAGAUGGUAAUGAAAGAGACUGGAAAUUAAAAUUAUUUAAUUUAUUUAUUUAUUGUUAUGCUGAUGCUGAAUAUAUUAAUCAUUAAUACAAUUUUAUGAUCGGCAAUA